Messenger RNA from Dictyostelium purpureum, 1308 nucleotides. RefSeq lists its product as uncharacterized. The record is from RefSeq and is a predicted model, not a curated record. Gene Ontology annotation, biological process: carbohydrate metabolic process. Lineage: Eukaryota; Evosea; Eumycetozoa; Dictyosteliales; Dictyosteliaceae. Gene Ontology annotation, molecular function: hexosyltransferase activity; UDP-glycosyltransferase activity. The transcript is spliced from 4 exons. Bases 1 to 1308 code for a protein of 435 amino acids.
AUGAAAAUUGUAUUUUAUUGUUAUGGAACUAGAGGAGACAUACAGCCACAUUUGGUUUUAUCCAAAGAAUUAAAAGAUAAAGGUCAUCAGGUUUUAAUGGUUUGUGGAAAAAGAUUAAAGUACCUUGUUGAACAAUUUGAGUUGGAUUGUGAUGUCAUAGAGGAUGAUGGAUUGGAUUUAUUAUUUUCAACAGAGCUACAAAAAAAAGAUUUGGAUUCUUUUUUGGAUAUUAGAGCAAAUCUAUACACAGAGAAGCCAGAGAUUUUAAACCAAUAUUUGAAGUCUUCAGUCGGAAUGGAUUUAAUUAUACCAUCUGGUUUAUGUAUUGCAGAAGCUAUGACAGUAAGUGAAAAAUUGUCAAUACCAUAUAUACCAGUAUUAUUACAACCUUCAAGAACUGGAGAGCUGGUUUGUUCUUUCUUUUCUAAAAGAUCUUCGUUAUAUUUUUCGUUUUUGAAUAAACUAAGCCAUUCUUUAUUUAUUAAAGGUGUAAGCAAAGUUGAAAAAAGAAGAGUGGAUAGGUGGAGAAAAGAAAUUAUGGGAUUGGGUAGUUUGGAUGAAAAUUUUAUUGAGGUGUUGGCACAAGAUCCAAAUAUGUGUAAUAUCCACGCAUAUGAUAAAAUAUUAUUUCCAAAAGAAUGUGUGCCUAGUGAUUAUCAACCUGGAUGGAAAGUUGUAGGGUUUUUGUAUCCACAAGAACAUAUAAUUAAACACAUACCUGAUAAAUUAACAAAGGGUAAUUUUUUUGAAGAGGAGGAAGAGGAGUGUGAUGUGUCAUAUAAAGACUUACCAAUAGUUUUCGGAUUGGGUAGUAUACCUAUAUCAGAUAGACAAAAGUUGGUUUCAAUUUUAAAAUAUACAAUUGAAAAAUUAGGCACUGAUACAAAAUGGAUUAUAUUAAAUAAUUGGACUGAUUGGGAGGAGGAUUUUGAGUGUGAAAAUGUUAUACAGUUGGAUAAUGUUGAUCAUUUAUGGUUAUUUAGAUAUUGCUCAAUUGCAAUCAUACAUGGUGGUAUUGGUUCAUGUGCUGCUGUUAUGAAAUCUGCCAUACCAUCCAUUGUAACCCAUUUUUAUUUUGACCAACCUAUUAAUGCUAGAAAAUUAGAAGACCUUGGUAUUAGUAUUUCGUUAGACUAUUUUAAAUUAACACAAGAGCAGUUUUUAGAAUCAAUUGUUAAAAUUAAAAAUAAUUACCAAAUAUUUAAGAACCAAUGUCUGCAAGUUGCAUCCAAACUAAAAUUAAAUGCUUUGGAUGAAACUAUAAAUCUAAUCGAAAGUAACUAUAUGGACUCAAGUAGAGACCAAUAA